AUGUCUAACCGCACUGUAACUGAAACUGAACUUGUAAAAUUUGGCGACGACUUACGCAAUGCUGCCAUAAACUACAAAAUCGCUUGUAUGUCUCUUCGUUGUUGCUACACUACAAAUGCUUCAUCUGUUAAGGAAUUCGUUGCUCUUCGUCGUAAAAUUACCAAUUACGCCAACGUCUACAACAGAGUGAUUUUACCAAUUGCGAAUAUUGUUGUUGAAAAUAUUCAAGAUUUCGUUGAAACCUAUACCGCGUUAAGCUUUGAUGAUUUCAAAGAAUGUAUCGAGGAUUUGGCUGAUGGUGCCAAAAGAAACCAUGAAAUGGCUUAUUUUACAAAGUUGCUUCAUGAGGAAAUUCUUUCCAACUUUAAAUCCGAACAAAACAGCGUGAAUAUUGUAUUGAAAAAGCUUGAAAAAGAUGCGGUGUGGUAUAACGCAAGAGCAAAACAAUUGAAAGAAUCGAGUAAUGCUAAGACAAGCUGGGCAAUUGGCUUGUCACUUAUUCCUGGCGUAAACUUCAUCGCGAGUCCAAUCUUGUGGUACAGAGGCAAGGAAGAUCUUGGUGAAGCAAUUGCAAUUGAAGAAGAAUCAAAGUUGGCUGUAGCCGCCACGCACAUUAUUCAAGAUGUCCUCGGUACUUCACUUCAAAAAUUUAUUCAAGCUUUAGCUGACAUUUCCGGAUUCUUCAACGUUCUUCAAAACGAACUUAGUAUCCUCGCUCGCAACAGCGAUAAUAGAAUUACAAAGUUGCACUAUUACAAGUGUAGAAAUAAAGUACCAACCAUCAUUGCCGCCUGUCAGUUUUACAUGAAAAGCAUCCCUGACUGCCAAACUGAGCUUUUAUGUAUUCCCAAUGGCUGUGAUAAUUAUGUACAACAAUGGCUUGUCGAGAAAAAAGAAAAGAAUGGAAAUUUACAUCAAUCAUUUUUGGAACUGGGAAGAAAUAUAUUCAACACAAAUGUUCAAUUUUUAAGAUUAAUAGAGUUUUUCAUUUGA
Messenger RNA from Funneliformis caledonium, 993 nucleotides. NCBI's taxonomy places the organism in Eukaryota, Fungi, Glomeromycota, Glomeromycetes, Glomerales, Glomeraceae. The record is from the annotation of a GenBank genome assembly.